CGUACGAUGAUUCGCAUUUCUCAUUUGGUCCGGUGAAGUGCAUCGCGGAGGGGAAACUCGCGUUUGAGUUCCGCUCGACACUUUCCCUUUCGACGCGGUGCUAAGCGUCCGAGAGAAGAUCGCAUGAGAGUGGAAAGUCGCGUUGCAUCAAAAGGAUGCCAGGCAUCCGAGGUCUUUUGUUUGUCUUCUGGUGCCUCGAUAUCCUCGCGAUCUGUGCCACGGACAACACGACCCACGCCGCGAGGACCCUGUCGAGGCGCAAAAGGUACUUGAUUUUUCCGGAAGGCAGCAACGUGCAGUUGGUGUUUUGCUUAACAGUAGGAACCUACGCGAAAGAGAACGAUGUGGUGAUGGGGUUAACUGCAGCUCUAGCCUGGGAGUUGCCGAGCGAAGUCGACGAGAAGGUUGCGCAGUUGCUUCAUCGAAAGAGCAGAAGCGUCAUGUUCCCGAAGAUAGAGGCUUUACUACAAUCCACUGGCCUGGAUGGAAGAGCUUGCGUGCUGAAAGCUCUAUGCGAGGCUGCCCAGAGGAACCCUUCGGAUCUUGGGAAAGGGAGCCUGGUUCAGGAGCUAUUGCACGCCAUCUUCACGUUGCCUAGGGACGGCGGGCGUUUCGAACGAUCGGAAGAUCAAGCUUACGAGCAGGCGCACCAGAGCGGACAGGAUUGCGGCCAUCUUUAUCCGACUUGCCGUCACUCCAUUUACGAGCUCGAGUUCUGAGGCCAAAGUAACCAGGAAUUGAACGCAUUCGUAUGCGUGUGCAAACGUUGACCGCGUUUCACGGGCGGACUUUUCCUGGCUGCUCGCCCGUUCCACGCUGAUUUUUCAACCUGAACCACACCACCACAUAAUCUUCCGUUCUCGACGCAACUUAGUCCGCAUGAUUGUGCAACCAACUUGCGUGGAUCUUUGUAUCUUGCCUGCAAUUUCGUGUCCAGUGCGAAGGACAGUCUUCUCGGACAAACAGGAUGUUCUCGGAUAUGAUUGGUGCUUGGGUGAAUUUUUGAAUGUAGAACGUAGGAUCGCGAGACGCGUCAUGUUGUCGAGAAACUGAUAUACGUGUCUUGUAUUUAACUUAGAUUACUCUUAGCUAGUUUUGUUAAUAGAAGAAAUGAAUAAAGAGACAGCUGCACCUUCUUAAACAACCUGUAAAUUCAUAGUCAAGUAAUAUUUGUGGUAAUAGUUUUGCACUUUUGAAUAUGAAACCUUCACAUUCAGAAAUGCGAUUUAAACGUUGUUGCUGUCCCUUUGUUAUAAAUGAUUCGAUAGUUGGAGAGAGGCAUACUUACUGUCAUAUGACGAACAUUGUUAUUCUGAAUUUUCUUCUGUUAAAGUCACUUCUUCGAGUUUUGAAAGUCAUCGACAUCUUUUAGAUGGGGUAGAUAUUUCUUAAUACAUCUACCAGUGCAUUAUUCUAUUCUUUAUGAGAAAGUAUUAAAGUAAAGUCACAGUAUCUUGUGUUUAUAUCUUCUUUUAUCUUGCAAUAAUUAACGGCUAAUUUCAGAGAAAGUGAAAAGAAAUAUUCUGUUCUAACGCGAGAGACAGAUUAUUAAAGUUUUGCGGAAAUAAUUUGUAACACACAGUUCUAGUACAACUAAGGUACGGGCUCAGUCCAAAGUGGUAUUUGGGACAAAUACUGUGCUUUACUAAUCGCGGUAUUUAAAAAGAGGAGCUUGGAAUUAACGAGCAAAGCUGCAUGUUUAUACCCAUAAUUCCAUCGUUUCUCUUACUUUUAAUCGAAUUAAAAUGCUUCAAACGGUCCAUUUUUAUUUUCCCCAAUAUUCUAUGCGGCUCAUUCGACGAUUUUGCGGCCGAGUUUCAAAGAUUUCAGGGUCGAUCUUUCGUCGGCUGUAUAUUUCAUCUGUAUAUCGCGGCGAACGUCACCGUUGUCGACGACACGUAAUUCGUUUUGCAUUAACAAAAUGGUGAACCGAGUGACCGCGGAUUUAUAGUUCAUUUCGGUAGAGUGGUGCCGCCGGGAGCCCGUCAUUCUCAACCCUUUUGUAAACGGGCCGGACGGAAAAAUAAAAGGAAGGAAAAGAAAAAUGGAACAGAACGAAAAAAAAGACGAAACCUGCGUUAUUUAAAUGUCCAAUAUUUAACCAGCAAAUAUAACGACUAAACGCGUUCGUGACGUUUUUUUCUUUUUUUUGUGGUGUUAAUCCAAGUACACCGCGUGUAGAACACUUGUUUCAACGAAAAAAUCAAAAUUUCCACUCGAUUCCCUCGAGUAAAAUAACUUUAUCGCUGUAGUCCACUUUUUCACUGUUACUUUAAUCCGAUUUGUGUAGACUUUCAUAUGGAUUUUGUUUUAAAGACUAAGGAGGGGAAUAAGGUUUCGACGAUAAUAGAGAGACGGAGAGAGAUAAUUAAACGCAUUCAUAGCAAUUUAUAAACGCAUUAACCUUCCAAUUAUGCAAUUUCCAAUGUUUACGCAAUUCGCACGAGCUUUAAUGGCGAAUCUGAGGUAGCAAAUUAUUUUUAGUAUUAAUUGAAACGUUGUAAUAUCGCGUAAAAAGCAUGAUUCGUGUAUCGCUAGGUUGAUGUAGGUACAGCUGAGUCAGUUGUACAAUGCAUUCGUUGGAACCAUCGAGAUAGAAUUCGAAUGGGAUCUUGUUUUCGCCGUUCCUUUUCCAAUUCAAUAAAAAGGAAGGCUCGGAUAAAAUUAUAUUCACUUUUAAAAAGUAAAAGAUGCAUCCUGAAUUAUAUGAAAAUGCUCCAUCAAUAAAGUUUGAAGCCAUAAUA
This is a messenger RNA of Bombus pyrosoma, 2744 nucleotides long. RefSeq lists its product as uncharacterized. Bases 156 to 719 code for a protein of 187 amino acids. Lineage: Eukaryota; Metazoa; Arthropoda; Insecta; Hymenoptera; Apidae. The transcript is spliced from 4 exons. The record is from RefSeq and is a predicted model, not a curated record.